Gadus chalcogrammus (walleye pollock) is the source of this 984-nucleotide messenger RNA. Its product is annotated as trace amine-associated receptor 1-like. Gene Ontology annotation, cellular component: membrane. Bases 1 to 984 code for a protein of 327 amino acids. The record is from RefSeq and is a predicted model, not a curated record. The transcript has a single exon. Gene Ontology annotation, molecular function: trace-amine receptor activity. Gene Ontology annotation, biological process: adenylate cyclase-activating adrenergic receptor signaling pathway. NCBI's taxonomy places the organism in Eukaryota, Metazoa, Chordata, Actinopteri, Gadiformes, Gadidae.
AUGGAGCCGGAUUUCUGCUACGGGAAUGGCUCAUGUGUGAGGACGGUCUACCCUGUCGCCAUUCGUGCCACCCUCUAUUUGGUCCUGGGGUCUGGUGUGGUCCUCACGGUGCUAGGUAACCUCUUUGUGAUCGUGGCCAUCGCUCACUUCAAGCAACUCCACACGCCUCCCAACUACCUGACCCUCUCCCUGGCAGUUACCGACCUUCUCCUGGGGGUUCUGGUCAUGCUCCCCAUCAUGAUUCAAACCAUCGAGAGCUGCUGGUUCUUCGGGGAGAUGUGUUGCAAGCUCUACAACAGCUCUGUUGUCUUGCUGUGCACUGCGUCCAUCUUGAACCUGUCCUUUAUAUCCAUCGACCGGUAUUAUGCCGUGUGCCACCCUCUGCUCUACCCCCGUAAGAUAACGGUUCACACAGCCGUCAUCAUGAUCCUGGUCACAUGGUGUGCCUCGGCUGUUGUCGGCUUUGGGAUGAUCUUCCUAAAGCUGAAUAUAUUAGGAAUUGAGGAGUUCUACUAUAAUAACGUGGCGUGUGAAGGAGGAUGCUUUUUGUUUCAGAGUGGGGUGUCCAGCACCGUCUCGUCUAUUCUCUCCUUCUACAUCCCCGGGGUCAUCAUGCUGGGCAUCUAUCUGAAAAUAUUCAUAGUGGCCCAGAGACAAGUGCGCACAAUAGGCCUACAGAACACCAGCUCCUCCAAGAUGGACAAGCACCAGAGGAAAGCCAUCAAAACGCUGGCCUUCAUCAUGGGCGUUUUUCUGUCAUUCUGGACUCCGUUCUUCAUCAUUAACAUCAUAAAUCCUCACAUCGGCUACUCCGUACCGUCUGCCUUGUUCGACACACUCGGGUGGCUGGGGUAUCUCAAUUCCGCUGUCAACCCGUUGGUGUACGCCUUCUUUUACAGUUGGUUCAGGAAGGCAUUUAAAAUGAUAAUAUCCGGGAGCAUCUUUCGGUCUGACAUGUCGGACAAAAAACUGUUUGCUGAGUGA